Clupea harengus (Atlantic herring) is the source of this 7722-nucleotide messenger RNA. Its product is annotated as protein Shroom2-like. Gene Ontology annotation, biological process: actin filament organization. Gene Ontology annotation, cellular component: apical junction complex; cortical actin cytoskeleton; apical plasma membrane. The record is from RefSeq and is a predicted model, not a curated record. Lineage: Eukaryota; Metazoa; Chordata; Actinopteri; Clupeiformes; Clupeidae. Gene Ontology annotation, molecular function: actin filament binding.
UAUUGGAGCUUCGAUAAUCAUUGAUAGUAGGCUAUGUUUGCUGUAAUAUUGUUGCUAUAGUUAAAGAUGAUAGUCAGCCAGGUCAGAUAAAUCUAAGUUUAAGUUGUGGUCUCUUCUUCAAUUUAAACUAUUAGUAACUGUCAGACAUAUUGGAAGAAGGGGCAACUCGACUAAUAUUUUGAACAACAGGGGGCGCAUGUGUACGGGAGACUGAAGAGCAGUCUGCCGAACAUUAACCUGCUCAGGAACAGCUUUCUUUAGAAUGUUAAACGCACUUGCUCUCGCUUUGCGCGUAAGCUAUGCACGUUUCCUGCUUGAGCUUAAUUCGUUGACAGCCUAUGUGUAGAAGACUUUUAACCAACAAAACUCUGACAAAUGCGCGUCAUGUUGCUUUGAACGGACCAACCAUUGAUGGUGGAUGGGGUCACUUACUGAGUGAGGGACUGGAUGAUGCUUCUCCCUUGACUAACGUUUUUUUUUUUUGCGGAGACGAGAUGAGAAACUCGCUUACAGAACAGAGACAUGAGCACUUGAGUUAUCGUUAUCUACAGCCCUCUCAAAUGGCGCAGCCAUGUAUUGUAUCUUUGUGUGAUAAAGCUCACAGAGAAAUUAGUAGCCUGCAUUUACUGCGUAUUUACGCGCCUUCGGAGUAGUUAACAGGUGUUAGCGCAGGACAUAGCCAAGUGCCAAUAGGCUGCGUUACUGGGUGGUCAAGCUGAGUUUGGACAUGUUAAGCGACUUCAGCACCAUGGACGUUGUCGUCUGUCCCAGAUCUGACUUUAAACGUCUAGCGACUGACCUGGGCAACUCUGGAGGCACUGAGGCACUACGGACAUCCCCGACAAGUGAUGCGGGAUGCAGCUUGGUAGAGACUGUGUUGAGCGGUGGUGCGCCCUGGGGAUUUACACUGAGGGGAGGCUUGGAGCACAGAGAGCCGCUACUCAUAACGAAGGUCGAGGUGGGAAGCAACGCUGCUGUUGCUGGUCUCCAGGUGGGAGAUGAGAUGGUGACCAUCAACACCAGACCCCUGAGUGGCUUUAGACUGGAGGCCAUCUGCCUGGUCAAGAGCUCCUACAAGACUCUCACCCUCACUCUCAGAAGGAAGAUGAAAAUGGUCGAUAUCGUAACUCAAACAAUGCCUGCCGAGAACGAGGUUCACGUGGCCCGGAACUUUCUUACGAAGAUUCUGAGAAGUUCCAUGAGGAAGAACCGCUUCAAAGGGAGGAAUGAGCCCACAAGCAGACCACACUCCUGGCAUUCGUCCAAACUGGCAGAGAACCAGAACGAGACCCAGAAGAUCCCACAGAACUCCGAACCAGAACCAGUAUGGCAGUCAAAAUACAGCAUAAGCUCUUCCUCGAGUGACCUGUCUAAAUGUUGGGACCCCACGAGUGACCUGUCUAAAUGUUGGGACCCCACAAAGCAGCAGCCAGCACCAAGCCAGCCCACCACAGUACAGGACAUGGAAGCUGUAGCUCCCUCCCCACAGACCACCUCCUUGGUAUCGGCACCUCAAUCCAAACCCCACAGCACCGUCGACCUCUCCACGGGAGGGGCGAACCGCAAGCGAGACUCCCCACAUGCAAUCCUUGCCACCAGCUCCAACAACCUGGAUCACAGCUUGUCCAAGAGCCAGGCUGCGUCCCUCGAGUGCAUGUUCUACCGUGGGACCCAGAGUGAGGCCUGUGGCCAGCCAGAGCGUCCGCGGUACCUGCAGCUCCCCAUGGGCAACGGAGGCAGGAUCAGCCCCUGGCAGGAGGACCAGGUGGGCACCAGGUACUCCUCAUCAUCCUCCACCUGCGCUGGUGGAGGGAGGUCGAACAUUAGCCCAGUGUGGAAUGUUCCGGAAACUAAGAAGCCCACGGCUCCUUCUCCGCCGCCACCUCCUCCUCCACUGCGUAGCGACAGCUUUGCCGCCACCAAAGUCCAUGAGAAGGGUUUGUCUGGGCCUUACCCAGAUUGUCCGGCCACUUACCCUCCGCAGAAGGCUCAGGGCAGGUCCGCGGAUCGGCUGUUCAAAGCCACGGAGAACCUGCAGAAGAGCCUCCAGUCCGGCGAGAGACUCACAGACACGCGCCACAGCUUCAUGGCGCCGCAGAAGAGCGACGCGCAGCAUUCGUACCUCACUGCGGAGGACUACGACGCAAACCAGCUCAACCACAACAACAAACUGAGCUCCCUGUCCAGCUCUGACGUGAGGCAGGGCCUGGUCGCCUCUGCUGCCUCGGGGCCUGGCCACCAGCGCCAGCACAGCGAUGAGAGUCACUUCUACCUGCACCCCAAAAACACCUCAGUGGCCGCACCCAAGGGCCAGAGCGUGGGGGGGUACUACCGCAGCCUGCAGGAGCUCCCUACUAACAUAUGCGGCCAGGGACACGCUAGAACCUCCACCACCUCGCUGUCCAGCAACGCCCUGGACGAGAACACGGACCGAGGAGGGCAUGUGAGGCUCUACUGCUACACGUCACAGCAGCCUGUGCUGACGACAGCAGCUCUGCAAGGAGGCCUUCAGGCCAAGCUGGAGGCCUGGAGAGAUGAGUCCGAAAAUACGCAAGCAGGGAGUGAAAGGAGUGCAGUCGGGUCUCAGAGGGGGGUCAAGAACAAGUAUCCUGCAGCCCAGCAGACUCAUAACGGGUACGGCAAACAGACGAGCAGUCACACCGUCACAUCGGAGAGUCAGUCCGCGGGGCUAAACGUAUGGAUGGCUCGUUCAAACUCAGACGAGAGGGAGAGGAAGAGCAGUGGAAACGCUGCGGAUGCUCACCACACCAGGUAUCCUCACGGCCAGCAGCACAGUGAUCUACGAGGCGCGGCAGGCUCACAGUCGCACAGGAAGUCUCAGCCGGACCCGUGGGUGUCGCAGGAGAACCGUAAGAUUUGCUCUCAGCACACCCCUCUGCUCCACUCCCUGUCUCAGGAGAACAAGCUCCUGGCUGAGAAGCGGGCACAGCCCUCGACCGCCAUCACUGGUUCUACUGCCCCUCAGGAUGCCCCUGAGUUGGCAGGGGGCAAGCAGGGUCGACGGAGCGACCGCUACGCCACCACGCUGCGCAACGAGAUCAUCAACAAGAGGGCACAGCUGCAGAAGAGCCGCAGCGCCGCCGCCCUGUCCUGCCCCGGAGAAGCCGACGAGGAGCCGGAGCCCGAGGCCUGGAAGUCCACCGAGACCUCCACGUCCUCCUCGGACGGCUCCUUCUCCAACACCUACAAGGACCACCUCAAAGAAGCUCAGGCCAGGGUGCUGCAGGCGACCUCGUUCAAACGGAAAGAUCUGGAACUUCCCGGGAGUGAGACGCUGCCAGGAUGCCCGAUCUCUGCCAUGUUGGCACGCAGAGAUCUGAGCAUUGGUGAGAUUCUGUCGGGGAAGGCUGACACUGCGGUUGCUGCCACCCAGGUGUUGCGUAUCGGCUGCCGAAAACGCUUCCCCACGAGCAAACGAGUCCACUCGUUCUCCGAGCCGGACAAAAUCAACGAGGUCGGCGUUGAGGGCAAACAGCUGAACUUGGCGUCUGUCGGGUCUUUCAUUGACCGGCGCAUGUUCUUCGAGGGAGUCACUAAACCAGCUUUUUCCAAACCGGCACUGAAGCAGGGGCCCCAGAGCUCACUGGAGGAGCAAGUCGGAGGCAAGGCCAAAGGGUUGUCCCCGCCAGACGAUCACCACCACGGAGGCCACGUCAGAGAGAACCAGUCCAAACAUCACUCAGGGAAAGAGCAUGGUCGGCCGAAACAGGACCUCCUUCUGCAGCAGCAGCAGCAGCAGCGUUUGGGCACGUUCGCCGAGUACGAGGCCACCUGGAACAUGCAGAGGAAGCAGUCGGAGGCUAAGAGCCCGGGGAGGUACCGCUCCGCUGAGAACAUCCUGGAGCCAUCAGCGGAGGACAGGAACCAAUCCGUGUGCAUCCACGAGAGGUCCAGGUCAUCGCCCUCCGCAGACCUCCAUGAACAGGUACAGGAAUCUCAGGCAUCUAGGUUUGGCAUUGACGCUAUCAGACAGGGUGACCUCUGUUUCCGCAUUCCUCCUCAGAAAAUCCCACUUCCUGGCAAGACGUCCCAUCCAGAUCGUCACGUGGAGGCUCACACCAUGGGCGUGUUGGCCGAGAGAGGUCCGACUGAGAGCAGAGUACGGGAGCGUCCAGCCCAGCUUGACCACCUCCCCCCGCAGCCCCCAGAGGCCGCUGCGCCCCGGACUGAUCCAGGGAAGAAACACUCCCCGGCUGCCCACCCCCCAACUCACGGCACCACCAGCCCACGCCAGAGCCCCCGCCGUACCCCGACCACCUGCGCCACGUGGGGGUCACCGCAGCACCCGAUGAGCCGCCCCUCCCCCCAAAGAGGGCCGCAGUGUUACCCCACAGGCUCUCCCCACCCAGACUGGACACUCCCGGGGGGGUUGGGGACACCGCAUCCUCUCUGAGAGAGCCUAGAGCGCCACGGUGGGCCACUCCAGGGGGGUCACUCCGUGAGGGGCAGGUCUCCGGGCAUCGGGUUGGCACUGCCCACAGUGCCCACCCUGGGCCCCGAUACACCCCUGAGGGUCUCCCCAUGCCCAGACAGAGAGCCUCAGGCGGGCAGCAGACUGGAGGAGGAGUGGAGGACCCUGCACCUGACCGCCCUGGCUGCCCUGGAGCCGUCUCGUCCUCAUCCUCCCUCCCUCUCUCCCUCCGCCCUCAAGGGUGCUGCCCUGAUAGUGCCCACCAAUGCCACACGCUCACCCUCGCCUCAGUGUGCCCCUCCGAGACUGACCGAUAAGCCCCCGGCACCCCCUCAGGAUGACGUGUCCAGUAAUGAGAUGAGUGACGUCUCGGAGUUGAGUCACGCCAUAAAGAAGGUCCCCGUCAGGAUCGUCCACGCCGAGACCAGUCUGGAGAGGAAGGGCCGACAGUAUCUGCUCAACAACGGAGCUCCGGGGGGGCCAACGACCCCCCCUCAACACACCUUCCCCUCCCAGGAGCAGGCCUACUCCCUCUUCUGUGCCUACUCACGGCAGGAACAGGAGGCCCUCCGAGACGCUUGUCCCCCUCAGAGUCUCCCUGCGGCCCCAGCAGGGGUCACCCAGAACGGGCAGGCCUGGAGAGCCAGCGUGCCCGUGGUGCCCGCCGUGGGAGAUCGUGUGCCCGCCGUGGGAGAUCGUGUGCCCGCCGUGGGAGAUGGCGUGCCCGCCGUGGGAGAUCGCGUGCCCGCCGUGGGAGAUCGCGUGCCCGCCGUGGGAGAUCGCUCGGACUGGAGCGCCAGCAUGCCCGCCGUGGGAGAUCGUGUGCCCGCCGUGGGAGAUUGCGUGCCCGCCGUGGGAGAUUGCGUGCCCGCCGUGGGAGAUCGCUCGGAGGAGGACGUGAAGCGAGAGGAGCUGGCCAGGGACAUCAUGGGGAAGGACAAGUCCCUGGCGGACAUCCUGGACCAGAGCAGGAUGAGGACCACCAUGGACCUGAUGGGGGGCAUCUUCCCCCAGGGGGAGCAGGUGCUGGAGGGGGCGCAGCAGCAGCGGAGGAGGGCCACCCCCAAACAGACGUCCCCCCGCACCACAGAGGAGAGGAGGGUGGAGGAUGACCUGACGGCGUCCGUCUCCGUGGUGAGCAGCUCGUCCUACUACAGCACGUCUGCACCCAAGGCGGAGCUCCUGAUUAAGAUGAAGGGCAUGCAGGAGCAGAUGGAGGAGCAGGACUCCGAGGACGAGCUCGACUACGACCUCUCCAGCAAGAAGCAGGAGCUGAUCACCAGCCUGAGCGACAAGCUGCAGGUGCUCCACGAGGCCCGUGAGAGCCUGCAGGAGGACGUGCGGGACAACAACGCGCUGGGCGAGGAGGUGGAGGCCAGGGUGCAGGCCGUCUGCAAGCCCAACCAGCUGGACAAGUUCAGGAUGUUCAUCGGAGACCUGGACAAGGUGGUCAGCCUGCUGCUGUCACUCUCAGGGAGGCUGGCGCGCGUGGAGAACGCCCUCAACAACCUGGAGGAGGGGGCUUCAACGGAGGAGAAGCACGCCCUCACGGAGAAGCGCAGGCUUCUGAUUCGCCAGCACGAGGACGCCAAGGAGCUGAAGGAGAACCUGGACCGGCGUGAGCGACUGGUGUACGACAUCCUGGCCAGCUACCUGAGCGCGGAGCGCCUGGCGGACUACAAGCACUUUGUGAAGAUGAAGUCGGCCCUCAUCAUCGAGCAGCGCAAGCUGGAGGACAAGAUCAAACUAGGAGAGGAACAGCUCAAGUGUCUGAAAGACAGCCUGCCUCUGGAGCAGAGACUCACGCUCUGAGAGACAGCCCACCUCUGGAGCAGAGACUCACGCUCUGAGAGACAGCCCACCUCUGGAGCAGAGACUCACGCUCUGAGAGACAGCCCACCUCUGGAGCAGACACUCACGCUCUGAGAGACAGCCCACCUCUGGAGCAGAGACUCACGCUCUGAGAGACAGCCCACCUCUAGAGCAGAGACUCACGCUCUGAGAGACAGCCCACAACUCAGGCUCUGAGAGACAACCCACCACUCACGCUCUGAGAGACAGCCCACUUGGAGCAGAGACUCACGCUCUGAGAGACAUCCCACUUGGAGCAGAGACUCACGCUCUGAGAGACAGCCCACCUCUGGAGCAGAGACUCACGCUCUGAGAGACAUCCCACUUGGAGCAGAGACUCACGCUCUGAGAGACAGCCCACUUGGAGCAGAGACUCACGCUCUGAGAGACAGCCCACUUGGAGCAGAGACUCACGCUCUAAAAGAGACAGCCCACCACUCACGCUCUGAGAGAGUUCAAAAGAAAGCGAGGGACCAUGGAGUGAGAGAGUGAAGGAGAGAGAGAGAGAGAGAGAGAAAGAUAGUUGUAGCUGACUAGAGGGAGAGCCGACAACACAUCUGGAACCCGUGACAUAGAAAGAGGAAAUAGGAGAGAACUAAAAGAGACACUGACUACAGAUCUUCUUAGAACUGGAACCUGUGACAAGGCAUGAGAACAAAACAGAUAUGACUGUUAGUUUGUUUGUAGGUUAGUAUUUAUUUCAAGACUGCUGCUCAUACAAACCUUGCUUUAUCCAGAGGGAGAUGGUUUCAGAGACAGAUGCUGAGAGAACAAGGGAUGAACUCUGUCAAUAAAACUAUGAAGCAAGUCAUGAUAACAAACAAGCCGCUUUUAAUGUAGGUUAUGCAGACUGGGCUGGUAAAAAAAUGUCUAUUAUAAUUUGACUGUCCUAAAGCUGUAUUUCUGAUUUCUCUUCUGGAAUGAACAUUUUAUCUUUAUUUUAUUCAAGGUUGCAUUUUUGAUGACCUUCAACGUUGCUCUUUCUGAGAUGGUGUAUUUUGAAGAGUUGUAUAUAUAAUUUAUUUGAAGAUUUAUUUUAGGUUUUAAAUGGAAUGGAAUAUUUACCAUUUUUGCAACAUUGCUUGUUGAUUGUAACAACUCACAUAAAGAUGAUUAUAUUUCAGCUAAGUGUAUUGUGUUUAUGAACUGUAUGUAACUGCUACCAAAAUAUACAUAGAUACUAUGGUGCUGUUGUAGAGAACAGCAAUAGGCAUUACUUGUGUCUGUAACUUUCAUAGACUUGCUACCAUGUUCCAGUACAUUUAUAUAUUUCCCCAAUACACAUUCUGAUGUAAUGAAAAUGAAGAAAUUGAAUUAUGCAAACUAAAUGAGAUGUGUUAGCACUUUAUAGUGAAGGUCUCAUGCUGAAGGAUAAACACCAGUGGGCUGGAACAUUAAACCGUGCCUGGGUUUGUACCCACCGUGCCCUGUUAUUGUGA